AUGUUGUAUAGGAAGGUUCAGCUAACGUUUCUAGUUUUGUUGUUUCUUGCCAUCCCUGGAGAUUCAGCUCCUUGCUCCAAGUACCAAGUCUCCUACAACAACUCCUGCUAUGAACUUGUCCGCCUCGAGCGUACUUUCCACAGUGCUCAGACCUGGUGUGAGAGAGGUGGGGGGCAUCUGGUCUUCAUUCACGAUCAGGGGACUCAAGACUUUUUAGAACAACAUCUCUCUGACGAGGCAGAUUGGUGGAUGGGGAUUGUAUACAACCUGCAACCUAAGAGUGAUUCAGGAAUUUUGACCUGGCUGGAUACAUCUAAUGUAAGCUAUAAUAACUGGGAAAGUAAGGAAGCCUCUGUUACUGCUGGGAAGUGUGGCUACUUAAAGAAACAGUCUGGCUAUCAGUGGGCAACAACUGACAACUGCAGGCAGGAAUUCUUUUUCAUUUGUGAGUUUGAAUCUGGCAAUACCAUAGCCUGCGAUAACCAGAAUGCAACAGUACAGUGUGGAUCAGGAGAAGUGGUACAGAUUACUGAGGGUUUCUAUGGACGCCAGAGCCCCCAUCUGUGUGCCCAGGAGACUGCCAUCUCCUCUACAAGUGGAUGCAGGUGGAGCAACGUGAAGGAGCAGGUUUCAGGUCAGUGUCAGGGGCUCCAGGCUUGUCAGAUUGCCAACGAAGUUUCCCUCUUUGGUGAGCCAUGUCCUGUGUCGGGAAGUUACCUGUCUAUCAGAUACAGCUGCAUGGAAGGUUUACAGCUUGAUUUGCCAGAUAAAUGUCUGGUGUCUGAAAAUGUCACAAUCACUUUGAAAUGGCUCCUAACACCUUUCACUGGUAAUCUCUCCUGCAUUAUAAACACUGGAGAUGGACACUCUAUUGACCCCUACCAGCCUGAGAAUGUCUCUAGCAGUAUAACACACAGUUACUCUUCCCCCGGAGACUUUGCUGUGUUUGUGGAAUGUUCCACCAGUGAAUGGCAUGUGACAGCACAGGAAAACAUUAUAGUGGAAGAAGUUAGUGGAAGCCUUAGGGUCAGUGGAUGUUUCAGCCAACACGAGUAUCAAGAUGGGGUUUGUUUGGCUGUAUACAAGGAGCCCCUGUGGAUCCAAAUAGAGAUAAAUGCAGGUACUGAUAUGAAUGUCUCUCUGCUAGCAGAUAACAGAACUUUAGCUGAGUCCAGGGUACGGACUGGAGACACUGCAUACAAUCUUACCCUGGACACAGCAUCUCAGCAGCUUGUUGGUCCUGGUUUUCAUCAUCUGCAAAUAGUGGCAUCCAAUGAUCACACCUCUAUCAGACUCAAUACCAGCAUCACUGUCCAGCUAAUUGAAGCAGUAUCUGGCUUGCAAGGUCAGUUGUCCACCACCAGACUGGAAGCAGGUAAAGAACUGCAGAUUAAUGCAUCGGUGGCUCAUGGAGCACCAGUGGAACUAAAGAUUGAAUUCAAAGGAUCAAAUGGAAACUUCAGCUACUCCAGAAAGAGCCCAACAGGACAGACACAGAUCUCUAAUAUCUCUGUUGAUGUGGAAGGUACAUAUAUGGUUACAAUCAUAGCUGCAAAUUCAGUUUCUAAUGCAAGUUUGGACAUUGGACACAUUACUAUAAUAUCCAGCUCUACUCAACAUCAAGGAACUCAAGACAAACAGAGAGGAAAAGGUCAAGAGGUCAAGGAUAUCAUUACAAAGAAAUGGAAAAUACAGAUAGAGCCCCGCAGACAUGUCAACCCAUUUUCCAAUAUUAGUUUGCAAAUACAGAGCAACAUUACUGAUAAUAUCACCUGGUCAUGUGGAUCUUGCUGGCUGGAAUGGUUUGCAUGUGUAAAACAGAAUAUAAUUGACCUCACCUCAAAUAAGAUUGUGAUUCCUGCUGCCUGCUUGCCACCUGCUAAUGCUGCAUUCACUGUCCAAGCUGCUGCAGUUCUCAGUGAUGGGGAGACAAUGGUGGAUGAACAAUGCUUCUAUGUGACGUCUAGGAACCAGCUCCAACCCAGAAUCAGCUGCCUGAGUAACUGCAAGAAUAUUAAUCUUUCUGAGGCCAUUGUGCUCCAUGCUUCCUGUGAAAACUGCAGUGCAGCUACAUAUACCUGGUACCUUCAUAACGACUUCAAUGAGUCGGUGCCCCUUCCUCCUGUGUGCAGCCUGCGUGAAUUUAGGCCCAGCUCUCUGGUUUUAUUACAAAGUAACACAUCCACCCUUGUAUUAAACAGCACUUUUCUACAAAGCCAAUCACAUGGGGCUUUCAGAAUAAAGCUGAUAGCCAGAACCACCCAUGAAUAUGGUGAGGAAAUGACAGUGGUCAGCACCGUGCCUCCACCAGAAGUGCCAAGCUGCAGAGUGUAUCCAGAUGAAGGUUCUGUACUCACCAGUUUCCGAAUCUCCUGCCUUCAGCCUUGUGAUCAAACUGAGUCUUGUGCUACAGAUGAUCGCAUUUCCCUCACCUAUUGUUUCUUCCCCAAGCCAAAAUCUCAGCUUUACUGUGGUCCAGAUGGAGAACUCACUUCUGCUUAUUUACCGCUUGGAGAAGAAGAAAAUGACUUUGUUCUAAAUAUCACAGUUACCAUCACCAACAACUUUGGUGAUUUUGUCAGCACAACCAUUAAUGUUAAGGUUACAUAUGGACACAAUGACCCUGAGAGUCUAACAUCGUUCCUAUCUGAUAGGUCAGCUUACAUUGUAAAGGAUGGGAGUGCAAGCCGAUCACUAAUCCAGCUGUAUAAAUCAGUGUCUUCUGUCUUAAAUCAGGAAGACCCAGGGGGGAGUGGCAAUAGUGUACUACACAAAGACAACAAAAAAGAGCUGCGAGAAGUGAUGUUAACAGCGCUUUCUACUGUUAAUGUCACAUCACUACACACCGCUCUGGAGAUGUCCGAGCUGCUGAGAGACAUUACAGUGAAAAGUGAAGAAUUGUCUUCCUCAGCUCAGGUGGAAGCCAUGUCUGUAUUGAGAGAUGUCAGCCAAUCCCUCCUAACAAUAAGCAAUGAACAAGAUCAAUCAAAGGAAACAACAGCAAGGUAUCUGUUCAGCGCUAUGAGUAAUGUGUUGGAAGCUACUGCAAGAAAUAACAGUGACCCCAUAAGCAAGAGUGAAGUCUCACAGACCUUACUGAGUGCGGUGGAGAACCUGCAGAGUGCUUUACUUAAAGGAAAGCUUCCAGUGAACGAGCCUACAGUGCUGGUGGCUCCAUCAGCUACCAUGUAUAUAAACAGGUUGCAUUCAGACCAAGUGGGGAGUACCUCUGUGAAUGUCCACGGUGUCAACAUAGCAGCAUUUAAACUCCCGUCCAUCACAUCUAUGAAUUUUCCCCUAGAAAGAGAUGAGCCACUGGAUCUUCGGAUGGUGAGUUUUUCAGUCAACCCAUUUUCCUCAAGUGACACUUUUGAAAUUACUGGUUCAGUAGGAGGUCUGAGCCUUACCAGCACCAAUGGGUCCACCAUCCCUAUAAAGGACCUUACAGAAUGUAUAGAGAUAUUGUUACCCCGGGAUUCUGCUGAUGACGAAGUGAAAACUCUUUUCUAUCUGGCUAAUUUAACAUCUGUUCUGGUAAAUGUGACAUCAGCCAGUCUUCCUCUUGUGAUUUAUGUGGAACCCAGUGAGCACAUUCCUCUGGUGCUAUACCUGGGGUACGAGUAUCACCCAAAUGAAACCAACUAUGACAUCAAUUUCCAUCUGCCUAAUGGAAAAUACCCUGGAGAAAAUGUGUAUUCCUCGGUCAUAAAUCCAGAAGAGCUGUUUGGGGAAGGAGCAUAUUACUUGACACUGAGGCCAGAUGUGGAAGAUAACAUAUUUAAUGGAAAUUACAUAUCUGUGUCAGUCACAUGUUUCACCUCCCAGUGUGUGUUCUGGGAUGAGAUCAACCAGAGCUGGAACCACACUGGAUGUCAUGUGGGACCCAAGACAACACCCCACAGUACCCAAUGUCUUUGUACUCAUUUGACCUUUUUUGGCAGCUCGUUUAUUAUUAUGCCCAAUGUUGUUGAUGUGAGCAGGACAAUUGAACUUUUUGCAACGUUUGUGGACAAUCCUGUAGUGGUGACCACCGUUGGCUGCAUUGCUGCUGUUUAUAUUAUGGUGCUAAUUUGGGCCAGGAGAAAAGACAUCCAAGAUAAUGCUAAGGUGAAAGUUAUAGCUCUUGAAGAUAAUGAUUCAUUUGCCCAGUAUCGCUACUUAGUCACAAUUUUUACUGGUCACCGCAGAGGAGCUGCUACUACCUCCAGGGUAACUGUGACGCUAUAUGGAUCUGAUGGUGAAAGUGAGCCUCACCAUCUCUAUGAUUCAGAUGGGGCUGUAUUUGAACGUGGAGGGUCUGAUGUUUUCCUGCUCACAACUCUGUUUCCACUUGGGGAGGUACAGAGCAUUCGACUUUGGCAUGACAACUCUGGAGACAAGCCGUCAUGGUAUGUGAACAGGGUCUUGGUGCAUGACUUGGAAAUAGAUCGGAAGUGGUAUUUCCUCUGUAACUCCUGGCUUUCUGUUGAGGUUGGAGACUGUGUAUUGGAUAAAAUGUUCACUGUAGCCACAGAAGAGGAUAUGAAACAAUUCAGCAACUUGUUCUUCAUGAAAACAUCCAAAGGGUUCCGUGAUGGUCAUAUCUGGUACUCUGUCUUCAACCGCUCUCCCAGAAGCCCUUUCACCAGGGUGCAGAGAGUGUCCUGUUGCUUCUCCCUGCUGCUGUGCACCAUGUUGACCAGCAUUAUGUUCUGGGGAGUGCCCUCAGACCCGGCCGAGCAGAAGAUGGACUUGGGUAAGAUUGAGUUCACCUGGCAGGAGGUCAUGAUCGGAUUUGAGAGCUCCCUGCUGAUGUUCCCCAUCAACCUUCUAAUUGUCCAGAUCUUCAGAAACGUACAACCUAAACAGACAAAGGAAUCAGAAAAGAAGGAAAAGGAUUGUUCUUCUGAUGCGACCCUGGGGUCUUCAUCUUUGCCACUUGUCUCCAGCUUAACUCUCACUACAGAGGCUGUUUUAAAGGACAUCAGAAGAAUUGCCAACUUGCUGUUUAAAGCCCAGAAGUCUCCACUUUUAGAAAUACACCUUGGGAAUUCAGCUGAUAUCAAUAAACUUCUGUCUCUGGUUGAAGAAAUUAUUAUGAAACAGAACAGAGCUAGCCAGGAAUUUUAUGAUGAUAAUAAGAAAAAGGAGAGGUCACUGAACCUCAGCCUGGGCUCCGUAGACUUACAUGAAGACAUAAGGAGUCCUACUCCAGAUAAAGGACUGUGUGAGAGGAUGCCUCGUGGAGAUCAGAACCGCUAUCUCUAUCUACAACUGCAGCAUGUGGAGAGAAAGCUGGAAAUUCUAGGACCCCAUCAAUUCCAAAACUCUCAAAGUUACAUCCAAGCUGUGUCGCAAGUCCAACAUAUGAAGGAAAUUUUGGAAAAUCAGCUCUAUACAUCUAGUUCUGCUAGUGACAUGUGCUCAUCCACGGCCAGUCUGUCUGAGGAUAAGAAGAAGAACACUGCCAAGGGGCUGCCCUGGUGGUUUGUAUUCAUCGGUUGGUUCCUUGUGGCAGGGACCAGUGGUGUAUCAGGCUUCUUCACAAUGUUAUACGGCUUACAUUAUGGAAAGGACAGCUCCAUCAAGUGGCUGAUCUCAAUGGCAAUCUCAUUCUUCGAGAGUCUCUUUAUUACGCAACCUUUAAAAGUACUGGGAUUUGCUGCAUUUUUUGCUCUAGUUCUUAAGAAGGUGGAACCAGAAGAUGAAGAAGAAACUGCUCUUAAUGGAAACCUUUCUACCCCAGGUGAUUCAAACCUUUUACUGGAAUCUCGCAGAGACAGCAACGUUUACCAGCCUCCCCCUCCUAGUGAUAUCUCAAAGAUGAAAGAUAACUACAUCAAAGAGCAAAAAGUGUUUGGUUUACUAAGAGAAAUACUAGCUUACUUAGGAUUCCUGUGGAUGCUUCUACUAGUGGCAUAUGGACAGAGAGACCCAAACUCAUACUACCUUAAUAAGCACAUAGGGGACAGCUUUACUGACGGACUAGAGAAGGUCUGCAGCUACCAAGAUUUCUUUAACUGGGCUAACACUACCCUCAUCAAUAACCUCUAUGGAACCUAUCCAGGCUUUGUGACAGAUGGUAAAUCCAAGUUGGUUGGCAAUGCAAGACUUCGCCAACUGCGAGUCAAAAAGGACACUUGUCCAAUAGCUUCUGUCUUCCAAAACACGAUUGAUGACUGUCGAGCACUUUAUUCCCUGGAUACUGAGGAUAUGGAACAUUAUGGGGAAGGCUGGAAUUCCUCUGCUUUCACCAAUGCAACUAACACUGACUCUGCUUGGUACUACAAAAGCCAGUCCAAGCUUAGAGGCCACCCUACCUGGGGUCGACUGACAACAUACCGUGGAGGGGGUUAUGUGGUGCAUUUGGGAAGUGAUAGAGCAACUGCACACAGGACUCUGCAAUAUCUUUUCAACAAUGUCUGGUUAGACAAUUUCACUAGAGCUCUGUUUGUAGAAUUUACUAUUUAUAAUGCCAACGUCAACCUCUUCUGCAUUGUCCGGCUAAUGUUUGAAACUAAUGCAUUAGGUGCCUUCAUGACUCACGCUGAUCUUCAAAGCAUCAGGUUGUAUCCCUACACAGACGGCUUACACAUCUUUGUUGUGGCAGCUGAAGUGAUUUAUUUCCUCUUUGUUAUAUACUACAUGGUGGUGCAGGGAAAACUAAUGAAAACUCUUAAAUGGGGGUAUCUCCGCAGCAAGUGGAACCUGCUGGAGUUGGCUGUGAUUAUAAUAAGCUGGAGUGCUCUCUCUGUGUUUGUAAAGAGGUCCAUUCUAGGAAACAGGGACAUUAACUACUACCAGGAUCACAAGGAUGAGUUUGUAAGUUUUAAUGAAACGGCUGCUGCAGAUGCAGCCCUGGGCUACCUUAUAGCUUUCCUAGUGCUCCUAUCAACCAUCAAGUUGUGGCAUCUGCUGAGAUUAAACCCAAAACUGAACAUGAUCACUGCAACUCUGCGCAGGGCUUGGGGUGACAUUUCUGGAUUUAUCACUGUCAUUCUAAUUAUGUUCUUGGCCUAUUCUAUUGCUUGUAAUCUGAUAUUUGGAUGGAAACUUAACUCAUACAAAACUGUGUUUGAUUCAGCAAAGACUAUGGUCAGCCUUCAGCUGGGAAUCUUCAACUAUGAGGAGGUGCUGGAUUAUAACCCCGUGCUAGGCUCAUUUGUCGUUGGAUCGUGCAUUAUCUUUAUGACUUUUGUGGUGCUGAAUCUCUUCAUAUCGGUUAUCUUGGUUGCAUUCAGUGAGGAGCAGAAGAAUCACCAGGCAUCCGAAGAGGAAGAAAUUGUGGAUCUCAUGCUCAUGAAAAUCUGCAGUUUUCUUGGUUUGAGGUACAAGAAGGAGGUGAAUGGAGGGGAGACAACAAGCACCAACAAAAAUUAA
Nanorana parkeri is the source of this 7359-nucleotide messenger RNA. RefSeq names its product polycystin 1 like 2 (gene PKD1L2). Lineage: Eukaryota; Metazoa; Chordata; Amphibia; Anura; Dicroglossidae. Gene Ontology annotation, cellular component: membrane. Gene Ontology annotation, molecular function: carbohydrate binding; calcium channel activity; protein binding. The record is from RefSeq and is a predicted model, not a curated record. The coding region runs from base 1 to 7359 and encodes 2452 amino acids. Gene Ontology annotation, biological process: detection of mechanical stimulus. The transcript is spliced from 43 exons.